AUGAAAGCAUCUGUGGUGUUCUCCCUUCUUGGCUUCGUGGUAGUGCCAAGUGCUGCUUAUGUUUUGGGCCGUUGCACAGUGGCUAAGAAACUCCGAGAAGGAGGCCUGGAUUAUUUUGAGGGCUACAGCCUUGAAAACUGGGUGUGUCUGGCUUAUUUUGAGAGCAAGUUCAACCCCACGGCUGUCUAUGAAAAUGCACCUGAUGGCUACACAGGCUUUGGCCUCUUUCAGAUCCGCAACGAUGGCUGGUGCGACCAUGGCAAGAACCUCUGCGGCAUGUCAUGCUCUGCGAUGCUGAAUCCGAAUUUAAAGAAGACAAUUGAAUGUGUCAAGAUAAUUGUAAAAGGAAAAGAAGGGAUGGGAGCAUGGCCCACCUGGUCCCGGAACUGCCAGCUCUCCGACACUCUGGGGCGCUGGCUCGACGGUUGCAAGAUGUAG
This is a messenger RNA of Lepus europaeus (European hare), 438 nucleotides long. RefSeq names its product lysozyme like 4 (gene LYZL4). Lineage: Eukaryota; Metazoa; Chordata; Mammalia; Lagomorpha; Leporidae. The record is from RefSeq and is a predicted model, not a curated record. Gene Ontology annotation, biological process: fusion of sperm to egg plasma membrane involved in single fertilization. The coding region runs from base 1 to 438 and encodes 145 amino acids. Gene Ontology annotation, molecular function: lysozyme activity. The transcript is spliced from 4 exons. Gene Ontology annotation, cellular component: sperm flagellum; acrosomal vesicle.